CAUUAAUUCCUCCUUACCAAAAUGCCUGCCUAAAUUCUCAACCUUAUGCUUGCAAGAAAAAUGCGCCAUUUCCAAUCUCUCUCUCUCUCUCUCUCGAUUACAUGGCGAACCUCCCAGAUCAUCUUGUCUGGACACUCCUCUUCCUUCUAAUCCUCUCACUCUCGCGCGCGUCUUCGUCUACCUUCACACUCUUUGACGUCCUAGACUUCGGCGCCGACCCGACUGGGGCGGCCGACUCGACCCAAGCCUUCUGCGAUGCGUGGACGUCGGCAUGCGGCCGCGGCGACAUCUUCGUGACCAUUCUAGUGAGGAACGGGAGCUACCUCCUUGGGCCGGUGCGAUUCGGAGGCCCUUGCAAGAGCAGGCACGUGAGCAUGAGGAUGAGAGGAGCGACGCUGGUGGCUCCUCUGGACUAUAGAGUCCUCGGCGGCGGCUCGAGCUGGUUGAGCUUCAAUGGGGUCUCGAACACGUCCAUCCACGGCGGGGUUCUCGAUGCCAAAGGACCGUCUCUGUGGGCCUGUAAGGAUUCCGGCCGCAACUGUCCCGACGGAGCCACGACACUGAGCUUCACCAACUCUAACAACAUCAGGAUAAAAGAUCUAAUGUCCAUGGACAGCCAAAUGUUCCACAUCUCCAUAAACAGGUGCCGGAACGUUCGCAUUCAAGGGUUGAGAGUGAAGGCUGACGGCAACAGCCCCAACACAGAUGGAAUCCAUGUCCAGCUCUCGACGAACGUCUCGAUUCUUCGCUCGGACAUUGCCACUGGGGAUGAUUGCAUCUCGAUUGGCCCGGGUACUCAGAACCUGAGGAUCCAAGGCGUUAGGUGUGGCCCUGGUCAUGGCAUCAGCAUAGGAAGCCUAGCAAGAAGUGAGAAUGAAACCGGAGUACAAAAUAUCAUAGUGAAAAACACCACUUUUCAAGGUACCCAAAAUGGAUUAAGGAUCAAAUCAUGGGCGAGGCCUAGUAAUGGAUUUGUGCAAGGAGUCCAUUUCAUCAAUGCUAGGAUGAUCAAUGCCCAUAACCCCAUCAUCAUUGACCAGAAUUACUGUCCAUAUGACAGCCAAACUUGCCCCAACCAGGAGUCGAGCGUGAAGAUAAGCGACGUUCUAUAUAGAGGCAUCCAAGGAACGUCCGCCACGCCCGUCGCCGUAAGGUUCAACUGCAGUGCCGAGAACCCGUGCACCAGGAUACAAAUGAGGAAUGUGCACUUGACGAGCCUCGAUGAUGAAGUGACUCGGUCAUCUUGCGCAAACGCGAACGGGGAGGCAUUAGGUACAGUUCAACCAAGAAGCUGCCUCUAUGAGAAUUCGUAGAUCUUUGCUCAGCCAGUAUGGGAAUUCAUAGCAUAGAACUUUGACUUUUACGACUAUGACAGGAAAACUGCAAACACAGUUUCGUUACUUUCUUAAGUUUACUUCAUAGUUUUGAAAUCAAAUAGAUCUAACUUAAACAGCAAUUGAGAAAAAGAAAAUAGCAUUGAUAAUCCCAUGUUGAAAGAUCUUCCUUUGAUAAAA
Syzygium oleosum is the source of this 1514-nucleotide messenger RNA. RefSeq names its product polygalacturonase-like. Bases 102 to 1313 code for a protein of 403 amino acids. The transcript is spliced from 4 exons. The record is from RefSeq and is a predicted model, not a curated record. NCBI's taxonomy places the organism in Eukaryota, Viridiplantae, Streptophyta, Magnoliopsida, Myrtales, Myrtaceae. Gene Ontology annotation, biological process: carbohydrate metabolic process. Gene Ontology annotation, molecular function: polygalacturonase activity.